Molecule: messenger RNA, 1014 nt
Organism: Papaver somniferum (opium poppy)
Lineage: Eukaryota; Viridiplantae; Streptophyta; Magnoliopsida; Ranunculales; Papaveraceae
Exons: 1
Coding region: 1-1014 (337 amino acids)
Source: RefSeq, a predicted model, not a curated record
AUGGAAGAUAUUUAUGAGCCUUUCAAUCUGGGAGAUGAUCCACCACCAGGACGAAGAAGUAAAGAUUUAUGUGCGUACCAUCACUUUCAUGGUAACACAACACAUAAUUAUAGAAAUGUGAGGAAGAUUAUACUGCGAAUGAUAGAGCAAGGAAAAUUAAAUCACUUCUUAGCACAACAGCAACAGAAUUUACCACCACCACUACUUGGAGGCAACGCAUACAAUGCAGAGAAAGGAAAAAACACAUAUGUGAUUGAAGUGGAUGCGAAAUCCAAGAAUUUAUAUUGCAAUUCAAUUGUUCAUUCUUUCAAAAACAUCGAAAACUUUCAUGAUAAUAUCUUAAGUCGGGUGCAUGCGAGAGAUAAUGAUGGACGAGAAAUAUUCAACCUUGCGAAGGUAUCACCAUUAAAAGAUUGGCAAAGACAAGUUGUAUCAUUCAGUGCUGAAGAGACACCAAGAGGAGGAGAACCACAUGAGAAUCCAUUAGUGGUAAAUCUAGGCAUUAAUCCCAAAGCAAAAUUAGAAGACGAUGAUGAGGAGGAAGAUGAUGCAAAUGUAUGGGCAAUUGAUAGAAUACUUAUAGAUCCAAGAAGUUCGGUUGACAUCCUCUUUUACCACACAUAUAAGACCAUGGGAGGAAAAGAUAACGAACUAAUUCCGUCCACUUAUAAUAUAUAUGGAUUCAAUGGUACUGCUAAUAAUCCCAAAGGAGAGGUGACAAUACGAAUCCCUCUGAAGAGUCUAUCUACAAAAAUCACAUUCUGUGUUGUUGAUGUCGAGUCCCCUUAUAAUGUUCUGAUUGGAAGGCCAUGGUUGCAUGGUAUUUUGGGAGUUACUUCGACAUUUCAUCAAUGCAUAAAAUUCCCAUUACCUCAAGGUCUUGGAAUAAUAAGGGGAGAUCCAAACCUGGGAAAAAGCUGCCAAGAAAUUGAUGUGGUAAGUGCAAAGAAAGAGAGAAUAAGCGAAGAAACUGGAAGAAACAUGUUAAAGACAAUCAAAGGGGUGAAAGGCUAA